Coregonus sp. 'balchen' is the source of this 2070-nucleotide messenger RNA. NCBI's taxonomy places the organism in Eukaryota, Metazoa, Chordata, Actinopteri, Salmoniformes, Salmonidae. The record is from the annotation of a GenBank genome assembly.
AUGACAGACCAGGCGAACAGACUGCGCAAGCAAUUGGAAUCAGCUAAUUUCGACCCGCAAAAUUAUGUCAAGCAUCUCUCACAACAGUCUGAUGGCGACAGAGAUUUGCAGGAACAUCGUCAAAAAAUACAGACCCUAGCAGAUGAAACGGCUCAAAACCUGAAGAAAAAUGUCUACAAGAAUUACAGACAGUUCAUCGAAACUGCCAAAGAGAUUUCGUACCUGGAGAGUGAGAUGUACCAACUGAGUCAUAUUUUGACAGAGCAGAAAAGUAUCAUGGAGAGCAUUACCCAGUCUUUGCUCUCAACAGAUAAGGAUGAAACGGCAAAGGAGAUGCUGGCGGCAUUCCCCAAAGAGACAGAGGAAGUGAAACAGAGAACACUGACUACACUGCUUGAGAAAGUAGAGGGGUGCAAAAACAUUAUGGACACCCCAGGCAGGUAUUUAGUGUACAAUGGCGACCUGGUUGAAUAUGAUGUGGACAACAUGGCACAACUUCAAAAAGUGCAUGCCUUCCUGAUGAAUGAUUGCCUUCUCAUUGCCACCUGGUUAGCGAAUCGCCACGGUACAGUGAAGUACAAAUACAAUGCACUGUAUGAUCUGGAGAGCUUUGCAAUCGUCAACGUGAAGGACCACCCCCCAAUGAAGGACAUGUUCAAAAUCCUGAUGUUCCCUGAAAGCCGCAUAUUUCAGGCAGAGAACAGCAAGAUUAAAAAGGAGUGGCUGGAGAUCCUUGAUGAGACAAAGAAAAAUAAAGUGACUAAAGAAAAACACAAGACAGAAGAGGUAGAGGUUCCCAAUUCACCUGUGAGACCAGAGGCCUUGGUCUCAACCAACCCUUUUGAUGACGAAGAGACCAACCCUUUUGACUCAGAGGAGGCAGUGGAUCUGGGCUUGGAGUGGAUCCAGGAGCUUCCCGAAGACCUGGACGUGUGCAUUGCCCAGCGGGACUUUGAAGGUGCCGUGGACCUCCUGGACAAGCUGAAUGAGUACCUGAAGGACCAGCCUGUCAGUCCGAGGGUGAAGGAGCUCAGGGUGAAGGUGGAUGAGCGUGUCCGACAGCUGACAGAGGUGCUGGUGUUUGAGCUCUCUCCUGAUCGUUCCCUCCGUGGGGGACCCAAAGCAACCCGUCGGGCCGUGUCUCAGUUAAUCCGGCUGGGGCAGUCCACCAAGGCCUGUGAGCUCUUCCUGAAGAACCGAGCCGCUGCUGUGCAGACCGCCAUCCGCCAGCUGCGCAUUGAGGGGGCUACUCUGCUCUACAUACACAAGCUCUGCAACAUCUUCUUCACUAGCCUGCUGGAGACGGCCAAAGAGUUUGAGAUGGACUUUGCCGGUAACACAGGCUGCUACUCGGCAUUUGUGGUCUGGUCGCGCUCAUCCAUGAAGACGUUUGUGGAUGCCUUCAGUGGGCAGGUGUUUGACAGCAAGGAGAGCCUCUCCACUGCCGCUGAGUGUGUCAAGGUGGCCAAGGAGCACUGCAAGCAGCUCAGUGAAAUUGGCCUGGACCUCACCUUCACGCUGCAGUCCCUCCUGGUCAAAGACAUCAAGGCAGCCCUGCAGAGCUACAAGGAGAUCAUUAUUGAGGCCACCAAGCACCGCAACUCUGAGGAGAUGUGGAGGAAGAUGAACCUAAUGACUCCAGAGGCUCUGACCAAGCUGAAAGAGGAGAUGCGCAGUUGUGGCAUGAGCAGCUUCAAUCAGUAUACAGGAGACGACUGCUGGGUCAACCUCAGCUACACCAUCGUGGCCUUCACCAAACAGAUGAUGGCUUUCCUGGAGGAGGGACUGAAGCUCUACUUCCCAGAGCUGCACAUGGUACUGCUGGAGAGCCUGAGGGAGAUCAUCCUUGUGGCUGUGCAGCAUGUCGAUUACAGCCUGCGGUGUGAACAGGAGGCAGAGAAGAAAGCUUUCAUUCUCCAAAAUGCCUCCUUCCUGCACGAUACUGUCCUCCCUGUGGUGGAAAAGAGGUUUGAGGAAGGAGUGGGGAAACCUGCUAAGCAAUUACAGGACUUGAGAAAAAGUGCACGGCCCAUUCGUGUCAAUCCUGAUAGCACUAUGUCUCAGGUCUAG